UCCGGUCACAUCCGCCAUUUCGGUGGAGACUGGAAGCCAUUGUUAGCUAAAAAUACCGCAGAGGUGAAAGUAUCGAAUAUAAAUUCGCCAAUUUUAGCAUCAAUCUCGAUUUAAGGUUUAAGACUUUAAGGUAUAUAUGCUUAGAGCAAGUAACGUCGAGAAGAACACAAUUUAAGGCGUUUUCUUUGCGUGAAUUUGUCCGCUUUCUCCUGUAGCGUUAGCUUAGCAGCAGGAAGACCGCAGGCUGUUUACCGAAGAUUUCUGCGUUUCUCGCGAUAAUAUCCGAACCUAGUUUUAAAUUGAUUAAAUACAUCCGAGACCUUUAUAUUUGACAUCUUCUCUCAAGUCGUCGCACAGGACUCGGUGAAGAGCGAAGGAGAGAUGGCGAGCUCGGUGGGGAACGUGGCUGAUAGCACAGGGUUGGCAGAGCUGGCGCACCGUGAAUAUCAGUCAGGAGAUUUUGAGGCGGCUGAACGCCACUGUAUGCAGCUGUGGAGGCAGGAGCCGGAUAAUACUGGCGUACUGCUGCUGCUCUCCUCUAUCCACUUCCAGUGCCGCAGGCUUGACAGGUCUGCCCACUUUAGCACUCUGGCCAUCAAGCAGAACCCCAUGCUGGCUGAGGCCUACUCUAACCUGGGCAACGUUUACAAGGAACGGGGUCAACUUCAGGAGGCCAUCGAGCACUACCGCCACGCGCUCCGUCUCAAACCGGACUUCAUCGAUGGAUACAUCAACCUGGCAGCAGCGUUGGUGGCAGCAGGGGACAUGGAGGGAGCAGUUCAAGCAUAUGUGUCCGCUCUCCAGUACAAUCCUGAUCUGUAUUGUGUACGCAGUGACUUGGGUAACCUGCUUAAAGCGCUUGGGCGCCUUGAAGAGGCAAAGGCUUGUUACCUGAAGGCAAUUGAAACCCAGCCGAACUUUGCCGUGGCCUGGAGUAACCUGGGCUGCGUGUUCAAUGCUCAGGGGGAGAUCUGGCUGGCCAUACAUCAUUUUGAGAAGGCAGUGACCCUGGACCCUAACUUUUUAGAUGCUUACAUCAACUUGGGCAAUGUUCUGAAAGAGGCUCGUAUCUUUGACAGAGCUGUUGCUGGUUAUCUGCGUGCCCUCAGCCUGAGCCCUAACCAUGCUGUUGUCCAUGGAAACCUGGCGUGUGUGUACUAUGAGCAGGGAUUGAUUGACCUGGCCAUUGAUACUUACCGUCGUGCCAUUGAGCUGCAGCCACACUUUCCUGAUGCAUACUGCAAUCUCGCUAAUGCACUGAAGGAGAAAGGCAGUGUUUCUGAAGCUGAAGAGUGUUACAACACUGCGCUGCGUCUGUGCCCGACUCACGCCGACUCCCUUAACAAUCUGGCCAACAUCAAGCGUGAGCAGGGCAACAUUGAGGAAGCUGUGCAGCUCUACAGAAAAGCACUGGAGGUGUUCCCUGAAUUUGCCGCUGCCCAUUCAAACCUGGCCAGUGUCCUGCAGCAGCAGGGGAAACUUCAGGAAGCUCUCAUGCACUAUAAGGAGGCAAUCAGAAUCAGCCCCACAUUUGCUGAUGCUUACUCUAACAUGGGCAACACUCUGAAAGAGAUGCAGGAUGUUCAGGGGGCUCUGCAGUGCUAUACUCGAGCCAUUCAGAUCAACCCCGCUUUUGCAGAUGCUCACAGUAACUUGGCUUCAAUACACAAGGAUUCUGGGAACAUUCCUGAAGCGAUUGCAUCGUACCGCACUGCCCUGAAGCUCAAGCCAGACUUCCCUGAUGCUUAUUGCAACCUGGCUCACUGUCUGCAGAUUGUAUGUGACUGGACUGACUAUGAUGAGCGCAUGAAGAAGCUGGUGAGCAUUGUGGCUGAUCAACUGGAGAGGAACCGCCUGCCAUCUGUGCAUCCCCAUCACAGCAUGCUCUACCCCCUCUCUCACGGUUUCCGCAAGGCAAUUGCAGAGAGGCAUGGCAACUUGUGUCUGGAUAAGAUCAAUGCUCUUCAUAAACCUGCCUAUGAGCAUCCAAAGGACUUGAAGGCCAGUGGAGGCCGUUUGCGUGUGGGUUACGUUAGCUCUGAUUUUGGCAACCAUCCCACUUCCCACCUGAUGCAGUCCAUCCCUGGCAUGCACAACUCUGAGAAGUUCGAGGUGUUUUGCUAUGCUCUCAGCCCCGAUGACAGCACCAACUUCAGAGUUAAAGUCAUAGCAGAGGCUCAUCACUUCACUGACCUCUCACAGAUCCCCUGUAACGGAAAGGCAGCAGACAGGAUCCUUCAAGAUGGAGUCCACAUCCUGGUCAACAUGAAUGGUUAUACUAAAGGAGCACGCAAUGAGCUUUUCGCAUUGCGCCCUGCACCCAUUCAGGCCAUGUGGCUUGGAUACCCAGGCACCAGUGGAGCUCCAUUCAUGGACUACAUUAUCACUGAUAAGGAGACGUCUCCUUUUGAGGUUGCAGAGCAGUACUCUGAGAAAAUGGCCUACAUGCCGAACACUUUCUUCAUUGGAGAUCAUGCCAAUAUGUUCCCUCACCUCAAGAAAAAAGCGGUGAUAGACUUCAAGUCAAAUGGCCAUAUUUUUGACAAUCGCAUUGUACUGAAUGGCAUUGAUCUGAAAGCCUUCCUGGAAAGCCUGCCAGACAUCAAAAUUGUGAAGAUGGAAUGUGAUGGUCAAGAGUCCACUGACAGUAACGGUGCCCUCUCCAUGCCCGUCAUCCCUAUGAACACAGCCGCUGAGGCCAUCAUUAACAUGAUCAACCAGGGCCAGAUCCAGGUCACCAUCAACGGCUUUACGGUCAGCAAUGGCCUGGCCACCACUCAGAUUUUUACAGUGGAGGAGGUUAUAGUAUCUGGGACUGUAGCCUUGCAGAUUAACAACAAAGCAGCAACAGGAGAAGAAGUUCCCAGAACAAUCGUGGUGACCACCCGCUCGCAAUAUGGCCUCCCUGAAGACUCUAUUGUCUAUUGCAACUUCAACCAGCUCUAUAAGAUUGACCCUCCCACCCUGCAGAUGUGGGCCAAUAUCCUGAAGCGUGUGCCCAACAGUGUGAUCUGGCUGCUGCGCUUCCCGGCCGUGGGUGAGCCCAAUAUCCAACAGUACGCUCAGAACCUGGGCCUGCCUGCCUCUCGCAUCAUCUUCUCCCCCGUGGCUCCCAAAGAGGAGCAUGUGCGACGUGGACAGCUGGCUGAUGUGUGCCUGGACACGCCGCUCUGUAACGGACACACCACAGGCAUGGAUGUGCUGUGGGCUGGUACCCCCAUGGUUACUAUGCCAGGAGAGACGCUGGCUUCACGUGUCGCUGCCUCUCAGCUCACCUGUCUUGGCUGCCCUGAGCUCAUCGCCCAAAGCCGUCAGGAGUAUGAAGACGUUGCUGUGAAGCUUGGCACUGAUAUGGAAUUCCUGAAGAAGGUCCGCUCCCGCGUGUGGAAGCAGCGCAUCUGCAGCCCGCUCUUCAACACCAAACUCUACACCAUGGACCUGGAGAGACUCUACCUGCAGAUGUGGGAGCGUUAUUUUCUUCAAUCUCCUUUGAAUUCCUCUUCGUCAACUCAACUCAUCUUUAUGUACGUGGCACUUUCUGCACGCUGUAAAACUCUGAUGUACACAUUUUAA
Molecule: messenger RNA, 3573 nt
Organism: Sinocyclocheilus grahami
Lineage: Eukaryota; Metazoa; Chordata; Actinopteri; Cypriniformes; Cyprinidae
Product: UDP-N-acetylglucosamine--peptide N-acetylglucosaminyltransferase 110 kDa subunit-like
Exons: 23
Coding region: 382-3573 (1063 amino acids)
Biological process (GO): protein O-linked glycosylation
Molecular function (GO): protein binding; protein O-acetylglucosaminyltransferase activity
Source: RefSeq, a predicted model, not a curated record